Ornithorhynchus anatinus (platypus) is the source of this 1590-nucleotide messenger RNA. RefSeq names its product armadillo repeat containing 7 (gene ARMC7). The transcript is spliced from 4 exons. The record is from RefSeq and is a predicted model, not a curated record. Lineage: Eukaryota; Metazoa; Chordata; Mammalia; Monotremata; Ornithorhynchidae. Bases 878 to 1465 code for a protein of 195 amino acids. Gene Ontology annotation, molecular function: protein binding.
CCCGCUCCAUCUCUCAUCUCCAGACCCAGACGCUGCCCCCUUUAGCCCCUGGCUUCUUUAGCCCCUGGCCCGUUUAGCCCCUGUCUUCUUUAGCCCCUGUCUUCCUUAUUCUCUGGCCCGUUUAGCCCCUGUCUUCCUUAGCCCCUGGCCCGUUUAGCCCCUGUCUUCUUUAGCCCCUGUCUUCCUUAUUCUCUGGCCCGUUUAGCCCCUGUCUUCCUUAGCCUCUGGCCCGUUUAGCCCCUGUCUUCUUUAGCCCCUGGCCCGUUUAGUCCCUGUCUUUCUUAGCCCCUAGCCUGUUUAGCCCCUGUCUUUCUUAGCCCCUGACCCGUUUAGCCCCUGUCUUCCUUAGUCCCUGACCUGUUUAGCCCCUGUCUUCUUUAGCCCCUGGCCUGUUUAGCCCCUGUCUUCCUUAACCCCCGUCUUCUUUAGCCCCUGUCUUUCUUAGCCCUUGUCCCGUUUAGCCCUGUCUUCUUUAACCCCUGGCCUGUUUAGCCCCUGUCCCAUUUAACCCCUGUCUUCUUUAGCCCCUGGCCCAUAUAGCCCCUGUCUUCCUUAGCUCCUGUUCCGUUUAGCCCCCACCUUCAUUAGACUCAGUCCCUUUAGCCUCCUUCUCUUUUAACUCCUGGCUCCUUUAGCCCCCUUCUCCUCUAGCCCCUCUCCUCUCUAGCCCCUGGCUCCGAUAGCCCCUGUCUUCUUUAGCCCCCCCCAUCAUCUUCAGUCCCUAUCUUCUUUCCCCUGUCUUCUUUAUUAUGAGCACCUGACUUGAGGGUAACCUUAUACCACCAUGGCCUUCCCCAGCAGGAGGAGACCAGGCCGGGGUCCCAGCUCCCUGCCUGGUCUGAUGGAUCUUUCCCCGAGCCGACCGUGGUGAUCGACCAUGGCGCAGAGCUCCCGAGCCGGCCCUGAGGGUGGACGGCUCGAGUACCUGCAGGCCCUGGUCACCGAGUUCCAGGAGACCGAGAGUGAAGAAGCCAAGGAGCAGGUCUUAGCCAACUUGGCCAACUUCGCCUACGACCCAAAUAACUACCAGCACCUGCGGCAGCUGCAGGUCCUGGACCUGUUCCUCGACACCCUGAGCGAGGACAGCGAUACCCUGGUGGAGUUUGCCAUCGGUGGUCUCUGCAACCUCUGCCCUGACCCAGCCAACAGGGAGCACGUCCUGCAGGCCGGAGGCGUCCAGCAGAUCAUCGGCUGCCUGUCCAGCCCGAACGAGGAGACGGUGAUUUCGGCGGUGACGACCCUCAUGUACCUGAGCGGGCCGUGGGCCCGACGGGCGGGCCGGGAGCCGACGGCGGCGGCGGCCCCGGUGGUGGAGUGCAUGCUCCGCUUCUCCCUCUCCGCCAACCGGCGGCUCAGCAACCUGGCUGUCAUCUUCCUCGAGGACUACUGCUCCCCGGAGCAGGUGGAGGAAGCCCGCGGACUGAGCGGACACACUGCCCUGGGCAUCCCGCUGCCCCAAGACUGACGAGGGGGCCGGGGUACGGCCCCGCGGCCUUUGGAGUCAGGGCCCGAAUCCCCACGGAGGCCCGAACCCCCACGGAUUUGCAGAGUGACAGUGGGAAUAAAUGGAGUCAGUCGCUGAGACGGUGA